AUGGGAGACGCUUCCGGUCAAGAUGCUCACACGUCGCACGUACAGCGUCACCCCGACACUGGGAUCACAGCUGUCAUCGUAGGCGGUGGGGUUGGCGGGAUUAUGACUGCGUUAGAGUGCUGGCGAAAGGGCAUCCAAGUGCGCAUCUACGAACGCAGUUCGAAGCCGGAAACCCAAGGAGACUUUUUCUCCAUUGGCCCGAGCGCAUGCAAAGCCUUCGAACAUUGGCCGGUUGCCAAGGAAGAGCACGAGGCCGCAUCCUACGAUUUCUGCCUCUCUUAUCACAAACAAAAUGGCGAGCACAUUUACGGCCCGGUGUCGUUGUCGUCGUUCACGACGACAGACGAGGUUGGUGAAAGCACCACCAACACACCCCGUGUUCACCGCCAUCUUCGUUCCAAAUUUCAAAAGGUACUCUUGAAGCAGCUGAAUGAGAUUGGAGUGUCCAUCCAAUAUAAUCAUCGAGCCGUCAAGUACGACGAAACUCACGACAAAGCGAUUGUCGAGUUCGACAACGGCGUUCGGGUUGAGGCCGACUUGGUCGUCGCCGCUGACGGAAUAGGUACCAAGUCGUUUGAAGUGGUCACACGCAAGGAAGUGCGCGCGCGAAGCAGCGGCUAUGCCAUGUAUCGUACUGCUUACCCGAUAGAGUUUGCUACGGCAGACCCGGAGGUCGACAGCAAGUUUGGGCUCCUCCCUGAUGGGCAGUCAAACUCCCAGAUGUGGGUGGGGCCAGAUAUGCACUUGUUUAUCUCCCGGACUCCAGACAUAUUUUCAUGGAACAUGACCCACAAGGACACAUCUGCAAACUCGGCCGAGACCUGGUAUGGGACUCACUCCAAAUGCACCCCAGCGGACGCGAUCCAGUUCCUUGCAACGACCUUGGGUUCUUGUCCCGAAAUUCUUCGCAAGGUUUUCAAUACCACCCCCGAGGAUCACCUGGUGGACUGGAAACUCCUUUGGCGUGAUCCUGAAUCGGUGUGGACUUCUCCCAAAGGUCGAGUAAUCCAGCUCGGGGAUGCCGCCCAUACUUUUGUCCCCAGUUCGGGAAAUGGGGCUACCCAGGCCAUUGAGGAUGCCAUGUCCCUGGCCAGCUGUUUGGAGAUUGGUGGGAAGAGUAACGUCCCCAUGGCUCUUCGGGUGCACAAUCUGCUCAGGGCCGAACGAGUGUCUUGCUGUCAGCUUGUCGGCUUCAGGAACCAGGCAAAUCGCCAUAACACCAAUUGGGACCUUGUUUUGAAGAAUCCGCAGGCGAUCAAAGAGUCAUAUGACCGCUGGCUGUGGGCGCAUGAUCCAGAGCAGUACGCAUACGAGAAUUAUGGGCUGGCUGUCCAGCACCUGAUCACAGGUGCGCCGUUCAAGAACACUAAUGUUCCACCUGGAUAUGUCUAUAAGGCUUGGAACAUUGACGAGCUGCUAGCCAAGCAAGAAGCCGGAAUCCCGAUCGAGGUGUAAGCGAGGCUGGAGCUGGAGGUCAACCUUGGAGCUGCAGGAGCUGCAGGAGCUGCAUGUAUAGUUGGGACGGUAGCGCGGCUGCAUAAGGAGAAACGUG
Molecule: messenger RNA, 1552 nt
Organism: Exophiala mesophila
Lineage: Eukaryota; Fungi; Ascomycota; Eurotiomycetes; Chaetothyriales; Herpotrichiellaceae
Exons: 5
Coding region: 1-1455 (484 amino acids)
Biological process (GO): secondary metabolite biosynthetic process
Molecular function (GO): FAD binding; monooxygenase activity
Source: RefSeq, a predicted model, not a curated record